Daucus carota subsp. sativus is the source of this 3322-nucleotide messenger RNA. Its product is annotated as probable LRR receptor-like serine/threonine-protein kinase At1g07650. Gene Ontology annotation, molecular function: protein binding; ATP binding; protein kinase activity. Lineage: Eukaryota; Viridiplantae; Streptophyta; Magnoliopsida; Apiales; Apiaceae. Gene Ontology annotation, biological process: protein phosphorylation. Bases 189 to 3251 code for a protein of 1020 amino acids. The record is from RefSeq and is a predicted model, not a curated record. The transcript is spliced from 24 exons.
ACUGUACAAUCUACAUUCAACAUUACAUACAUUAUACAUACUUACUUACAGUUGAGCUCCAAACUACUUACUUCAUUCUAUCCCCACAAAUCUUAUUUAUUUAGUGGCUGCGUCUCUUUAGAGUUCUAUGUAGAGAAAGUAGUUUUAAAUCUCCAUGCAUAUUGGUGGAUUUUACAGCAACUAACUACAUGGACUACUUUUGUGGUUUUAGUACCAAGUUUUUUCUUUUUCACGUGUUCGUCAUUUGUUACUUUGUGUUAAUUAUCUUCAGUAGGACUAGUUUUGUGUCAGCGGCUACUGCCAAGCUCCACCAAGAUGAAGUGAGGGCCUUGAAAGAGAUUGGGAAGAAGUUGGGGAAGAAUGAUUGGGAUUUUAGCAAGGACCCGUGUAGCGGUGAGGGCAAUUGGAGUAUUCCGAUUGUGAGGAAGGGUUUUGAGAGCUCUGUUACCUGUGAUUGUUCUUUCGACGCCAAUACCACCUGUCAUGUUAUUGCCAUAGCCUUAAAAUCCCAAAACUUGUCAGGAAGUGUUCCAUCUGAGUUCUCCAAGCUACACCACCUCAAAAACUUGGAUUUAAGUCGCAACUAUCUAAAUAACACAAUUCCACGGACAUGGGCUUCUAUGAACUUGACUGGCCUUUCUUUUAUGGGAAACCGAUUAUCUGGUCCAUUUCCAAAGGCGCUUACCAAUAUCAUUACUCUAUCAAACCUGAGCCUAGAAGGAAAUGCUUUCUCUGGAGCAAUCCCCACAGAUAUAGGAAACUUGGUCAAAUUACAAAAGCUUGUUUUAUCAUCAAAUUCAUUCUCAGGAGAGUUGCCAGAAGAACUUUCUAAUCUGACCAACUUGACUGAUAUGAGAAUAAGUGACAAUAAUUUUACUGGCAAGAUACCUGAUUUCAUUCAGAGAUGGUCACAAAUUGAGAAACUGCACAUGCAAGGUUGCUCUCUUGAGGGCCCAAUUCCUGACAGUAUUUCAAACUUAAAAAGCUUAAGUGAUUUGAGGAUCAGUGACUUAAAAGGUAAAGAAUUCUCUUUUCCCACAUUAAGCAUGGAGUCGAUGAAGACUUUGAUACUAAGAAGUUGCUUAAUUAGCGGAGAGAUUCCUUCAUACAUCGGCGAGGCAAAAAAUCUGAAAACGAUAGACAUCAGUUUUAAUAACUUGGCUGGUGAUAUUCCAUCAAAUUUUGUCAAUUUAGCAAAAGCCGAUUACAUUUAUUUGACAGGUAACAAGCUUAGUGGGCCCAUACCUGAAUGGAUAUUAUCUCGGAAUAAGAAUGCAGAUAUCUCGUACAACAAUUUCAAUGCAGAAGUCUCAAGUCCAUUUGAAUGUCCUAGAGGAAGUGUGAACUUAGUGGAAAGCUAUUCUUCAUCAGCAGAUAAAAUAGAUAAAGUUCAUUCAUGCCUGAAGAAAAAUUUUCCUUGUUCUGCUCCCAGUCGUGAUUACAAGUAUUUCCUGUACAUCAAUUGUGGAGGGGAGGAUGUAGUAAUCAACAAUAACACCAGGUUCGAAGCUGAUGUGGAAUUCAGAGGAGCUUCAAUGUUCUACUCAAGACAGAAUUGGGCAUUCAGCAGUACGGGAAUAUUUAUGGACAAUGAUCUUGAUGCUGAUGCCUAUAUUACGACGAACACUUCUGCACUAAAAAAUGUUUCUGCAUCUUUAUUAAAUUUGUACAAAACAGCACGUACAUCUCCCGUUUCUCUUACUUACUAUGGACUCUGUCUUGGGAAUGGGAACUACACUGUCAGCCUCCAUUUUGCAGAAAUUGUUUUCACCAAUGACAGAUCAUUUAACAGCCUUGGGAAGCGUAUCUUUGAUGUCUACAUUCAGGAAAAGUUGGUGCUCAAGGAUUUUAACAUUGAAGCUGAAGCUGGUGGGGAUGGGAAGCCCAUUAUUAAGAAUUUUACUGUAGCUGUAACAAGCCACACACUGAAGAUUCACUUUUACUGGGCUGGGAAAGGCACUACUGGAAUCCCACUCAGAGGAGUUUAUGGUCCUCUUAUAUCAGCCAUAGCAGUGGAGCCUAACUUUAAACCUCCGAAAGUUAAUGGAAAAAAGAAGCAUGUUGCUCUAGUACUUGAAGUUGCUGGGGGAGCAUUAUCUCUUUGCCUUAUCAUCCUGUGUAUUUUAUGGAGGAAAGGUUGUCUGGGAGGAAAGAUAUCUGCCGACAGUGAACUCAAAGGCCUAGACCUACAAAUUGCGCUAUUUACGUUAAGACAGAUCAAAGCUGCAACCAAAAACUUCGAUCCGGCAUACAAGCUGGGUGAAGGGGGUUUUGGUCCAGUUUACAAGGGUUUUUUGCCGGAUGGAACAGUAGUCGCAGUUAAGCAACUUUCAGCGAAGUCUAGACAAGGGAACCAUGAAUUUAUCACUGAAAUAGGCAUGAUAUCUGCAUCGCAGCAUCCUAAUCUCGUAAAGUUGUAUGGUUGUUGUGUUGAGGGCAACCAGUUAUCAUUGAUAUAUGAGUACAUGGAAAAUAAUUCUUUGUCGCAUGCACUAUUUGGAAGAGACUCAACAGCUAGGUUAAAGUUAGAUUGGCCUACAAGGUGGAAAAUAUGUCUAGGCAUAGCUAGAGGGUUGUGCUACCUCCAUGAAGAGUCGAGUUUAAAAAUUGUGCAUAGAGACAUUAAAACUAGCAAUGUGCUUCUUGAUAAGGAUCUGAAUGCUAAGAUAUCUGAUUUUGGCCUGGCAAAACUUAAUGAAGAUGGCAAUACUCAUAUCAGUACACGGAUUGCAGGAACUAUAGGUUAUAUGGCUCCAGAAUAUGCAAUGCGCGGUUACUUGACCAGCAAAGCAGACGUUUACAGUUUUGGAGUUGUUGCUUUAGAAGUUGUUAGCGGUAAAAGCAACACAAACUACAGGCCAACGGAGGAGUUUGUUUACCUCCUUGAUUGGGCUUAUGUGCUGCAAGAAAGAGGGAACCUCUUGGAGCUGGUUGAUCCAGCAUUAGGGUCUGAAUAUUCAUCCGAGGAAGCCAUGGUACUCCUAAAUGUAGCCCUCAUGUGUACCAAUGCAGCUCCGACGCUUCGGCCUACAAUGUCUCAAGCAGUGAGCAUGCUGGAAGGUCGGACUAAUGUUCAAGAGUUGCUCAGUGAUCCUGGAUUCUCAACUAUCAACCCGAAACUUAAAGCCAUACGGAACCACUUUUGGGAGAACCCGACUCAAACAGUAAGUAUGUCGACUGAAGGUCCCCUUGCUGAUGCAUCAUCUCUUUCUAAUGUAGAUAAAGCAGAUGAUUCAGUCAUAUUAGAUUAAUUAGAUGGUUGUAAAUAUCAACAACUAGACAAUCUUUACACAAUGUGAAUAUAUCUAUAUCUCCAGUACAA